UGCUCCAAUUCAUACGCAGUAAAAAAAAUCUCACAAAUAUGGAAACUUUUGCGAGAGCGGUCAAAUUCAUCCGCCUUUUCAAACCCGACCCCACCCACGGCUGCAUCGCCGUCACAACCACCGACAAGCUCUCCACCUCCUCCUCUGGCUUCCCGGAAUCCUCCGUCACCGCGGCGGUGCACCGGUUUCCCGCGGUCUACUUCAAUCCCCUGAUCGAGUUCCGCUCCCGGGAGAGCGCGUCCGCCUUCUUCGCCGCCGUUGUCGGCGGGCUGAUGGGCUGGGAACGGGGAUCCGCCUUCCACAUCACCGCCGGCAUGGCGGCGCACGCCUUCGAGACCGUCGCGAGCGGGCGGUGGACCUACGGGCUGCACGUCAACGUCGAACUGGAGACGCUCAGCGUGUUCGAGGAACACUUGCCGGGAUUCUUGGAGAGCGGGCUGGUCGACGAACGGGGCAGGGAGGUUCUGGGGAAGGGGAUGCCGGAGGCGGAGAUUUCCAUGCUGAGGAAGGAGCUGUUCUGCGGCGGCGACGGGACGUGCGCCAUCUGUCUGGAGGAAUUCUGCGGCGGCGCGGUGACCACGCCGGUGUCUCCCUGUUCUCACAGGUUUCACAACAGGUGUAUUUCGACUUGGCUGAGGAAAAACAGAGCAUGUCCCAUGUGCAGGGCAAGAUGCACCGUUGAUGUCUGAUGAGUGUCCGCGGCGGCGGCGCUACCAGCCGGCGGCGGAAGUUUGGCCGAAGAUAACAUUGGAAUCUUUAAUUCUU
Molecule: messenger RNA, 765 nt
Organism: Cuscuta campestris
Lineage: Eukaryota; Viridiplantae; Streptophyta; Magnoliopsida; Solanales; Convolvulaceae
Source: the annotation of a GenBank genome assembly